Dacryopinax primogenitus is the source of this 1008-nucleotide messenger RNA. RefSeq lists its product as uncharacterized. Gene Ontology annotation, biological process: double-strand break repair via homologous recombination; DNA damage tolerance. NCBI's taxonomy places the organism in Eukaryota, Fungi, Basidiomycota, Dacrymycetes, Dacrymycetales, Dacrymycetaceae. Gene Ontology annotation, molecular function: ubiquitin-protein transferase activity. Gene Ontology annotation, cellular component: nucleus; Smc5-Smc6 complex. The coding region runs from base 25 to 1008 and encodes 327 amino acids. The transcript has 4 exons. The record is from RefSeq and is a predicted model, not a curated record.
CUCUUCAUCUCCCUCACUCUCGACAUGGCACGAUACUCUGAUGUGCAUAGGAUUUUUCUCCAAUCAUUAAUAUCGCGCCGCUUUCUCUCCGAAAAUCUAGCCAUUCAGUUAUACAAAAGAUCCUGCGAGAUCGUGGCAGCUGCUGAAGGGACCGACCCUUCAACCCAGCCUUUCCAAAAUGCACUAGAACUGGUGGCUAAUGCGCUCAGCCCUAUUGGGCUUGAGAUACGUGCGCUUGUGGAUGAGGGUACAAAGCAGAAGAUGAUCGCGAUCGUCAAUACGAAGGGGGAUGCGAUCGCUCAGGUGGCGACCGAGUUCACGCCCAACGAGAUUGCAUACUUCAAACUGAUUGUGGAGUGUAUCAUGCUCGCGCCGUCCGAGUCAUUCUCCCUUUCAUCAAUAGCUGCCAUCAAGGAGAGCACCAAUCUACCGUCGAAAAUGACCAAGACUGAGGCAGAAUCCACUCUGAACGCAUUUGUAUCUAAGGGCUGGUUGUUGAGAAGCAAACGAGGCAGAUAUUCGCUAUCAACACGAUCUAUUCUAGAACUACAGAACUAUCUAAAGUCGACGUUCGAGGACGAAGUACUGGAAUGCACCAUCUGCAUGGAGAUAUGCACCAAGGGUAUCGCCUGUUCCAUUGCGCGCUGCAAGACGCGCAUGCAUACUCACUGUUAUGAGAACUACAAGAUGCUGCAUAGACAUUGCCCAACGUGUAGCUCCCCUUGGGACGGAAAGCGUCCGAUUCCGGUUGGGGAGGAGGCUGUAAAGGAUGGUCCAGAUUCGCGUAGAUCUAAGAAGAGGGUCGAGCCAGAGGUAGUGCAAGAGGAAGAGGAGGAAGAGGAAGAUGUGGAGGAUGCGCAUGAGCAGGAGUUCGAAGAAGAGGCCUCCGAUGAGGAAAUGGAAGAGGAAGAAGAGCGUGCACCUCCCCCAAAUAAGGGAAGACAACGCAAGGCCAAGCACAUGGACAUUGCCACGAGGUUUGUAGAUGACGAGGCUGAAGAUGACUGA